Messenger RNA from Drosophila innubila, 1488 nucleotides. RefSeq names its product serine protease inhibitor 42Dd. Lineage: Eukaryota; Metazoa; Arthropoda; Insecta; Diptera; Drosophilidae. The transcript is spliced from 2 exons. The coding region runs from base 4 to 1257 and encodes 417 amino acids. Gene Ontology annotation, molecular function: serine-type endopeptidase inhibitor activity. The record is from RefSeq and is a predicted model, not a curated record.
AGCAUGACCACCGACAACUGGAGACGACUUCACGUUGCCGCCUUGUUGUUGCUGGCACUUCUCGCCUUCAGUUGCCCGACGAGCGGCAAUCUGGCAGCUGUGAGCGUCUCCAACGAACGCUUUGCUCUGCGUCUGGCCACAAAUUUGGGAUUAUCGCAGCCGAGUGGCAAUGUGGCAGUCUCCCCGUUGCUGCUGCAGUCGGCGCUGGCACUGCUCUACGCCGGAGUCGCCGCCGAUGCGGCUGUGGCACAACAGCUGCGGGUGGCAUUGGAGUUGCAACACUUGGGAACUGCAGAGCAAGCUUUGCGUCAGUUUGAGCAAGUGAUUGCGCAACUGAAACAAUCUGCGGCAAUUGGUUGCAAGCUGCGGCUGCUCAGCGAGUUCUAUACGGCACAACGUUAUACGUUCAACUAUCGCGAUGAGUUUGUGGCACGUGCAGCGGCAUUGGGCAUCGGAGUGCAACGCCUGGACUUUGGCAAUGUGGCAGGCGUGGCACAAACUAUCAACUAUGAGUUUCUCACACGCAGCAACUUCAGUGUGGGCGAACUGGUUACCAGCAGCCUGUUGCAUGCCACAACUGGCUCCGACACGCCCCUGCUGCAUGCCUCAGCCCUGACAUUCCGCGCUCCCUGGGCCCAGGGCUUCGAUCCGCGGCAGACGCAGCGCAUCAAGUUCUUCAGCGAUCGACAGAGUCACAAACUUGUGGAUGCCAUGUUCGUGCAACAUAGCUUCCGGUAUGCCGAGUUGCCAUCGCUGGACGCAUGCCUCAUUGAACUGCCCUAUGCCACAGCCGAUCUCAGUCUGCUCAUCAUCUAUCCCAACCGCGUGGAAGGACUCGCUCAGCUAGAGAGUCAGCUGCAGAGCCUUGAUCUGCAACAGUUGAGGCAAGAGUUGAGUGUACGCAAGUUGGCCUUAACCCUGCCCAAGUUCACUUUAUUGGCACACACCGAACUGCAACUAUUGCAACUUCGUUUUAUUCACUUGCAGCUGGGCCUGGGCAAACUCUUCACAACGGAGGCACAGCUGCACAAUGUGUUCAGCUCGCUGUUGGCCAGCUCCAUGCCACACUUGACGGCCGUGCCACAUACGGCGUUGCUUGAGUUGCAAGAGGCAGGCGGCGUUGUGGAACGCACUUUUGUGGCAGCCUUCACCGAUCUAUUUCGCAGCACCCUCUCGUUGGUCAUCAAUCAUCCCUUCUUCUACGCCCUCGGCAAUGGAAAGACUCUGCUGCUGGCUGGCCAUGUGGUCGACAUCUAGUCGCCGUUGUCUAACUAAAGGUUAUCGCCUUAUCAGCGACUCAGUAAACAACAUGCCAAAGGUGAUAAAUGACGUGUAAACAAUUCAAACGAACAAGCUCAGCUGUGCUCUGAGUGAAUCGCAAUUUAAUUCUCUAAACUGAAUCCAAGUCCGAGUCUCAGUUUCAGUUUCAGUUCACAUUUAGACGCUCAACGACGCCAGUCAAAAAUAGUGUAAAGCGCAAAUUAUCAA